GCGAUCGGCGCCGGACGAGCUCCCGUGCCGCGCGUACGCGCUUCGCGCGCUCUGGUUCUGCCACGUCAAGGGGUUUUGCCAGCAAAAAGGGACCGUCGGGCAGCAGAACGAUAGCGCCAUGGUGCCCUUCAAGCUUUGGUUCAAGGAUCGCGAUGCAGGGCGCCGCUCGCGCACGCUGCUGCAGAAGCAAACCAAGGUGCACCGCAUCGCGCAGCUCGAAGACGUGGCACCGCACACGACAAUGGUGUGGACACCGCCGUUGGAGCCGCGGACAGGGUGGAGCCGCUAUGCAUUCUACCUCUUUGACCUCUCGGCCCAGUCGCUACAGACUCGGACACGGACACGGACGCGGACCAGCAUCCAGAUACUAUCGGUCGCGACCAACUACUCGCUUGUGCGGCUCCGCGAAAAGCACUGGAUCGUGAAAGUCGAGACCGCGGACGCGGCCGUCUAUAGCUGCACGACACUCUACAACAGCGCGCUCGAGAUCCUCGCGCAAAGCUGUGCGAUAGGCGAUGUCUCCGCGAUGCAGUCGACCGCGACCUUUCUCCUCGAGUGGUACAAGGCCAAGUACCUGCGCUUGAGCAAGCUCGUGUACCUCCACGUGCUCUCGACGAUCGCUGCGACGUCGGACGCGCGCCUCGUGACACACGCGACGCUGACGCUCUACCGGCUCGUGCUCGACAACGUGCUGCCGCUCGAUCUCUGGCUGCACAACACGACGUAUUUGAAUCACUUUAUGGCGGCGCUGGGGCAUGCGAGUUCAAUCACGGUCCUGCGCUGUGCGACCGUGCUCAACCUCGUGUUUCAAGGCGCCGCGGACAACCCGCGUACCAACCUCUUUCUGCUCGUGACACCCGAGUCGCGCGCCUUGAUCCACGCCGCGUUUUACCGCUGGCACCACGUCUUUGACGUGAGCGUCCUCGUCGAAGACCUUUGCAUUCGCCUCUACAACCUCGAGGUCGCCCACCAGAUGAAGCGCAAGCCGCGACAGGCAAAGCAGCCGCGCAAAGCUGCUCUUGCACCAACCGCCGGUCAUUGUGCGCUCGGCCGAGUCGCACUUUACUCGGCGGAGCAACGGUGGUGA
Molecule: messenger RNA, 1087 nt
Organism: Saprolegnia parasitica CBS 223.65
Lineage: Eukaryota; Oomycota; Saprolegniomycetes; Saprolegniales; Saprolegniaceae
Exons: 4
Coding region: 119-1087 (322 amino acids)
Source: RefSeq, a predicted model, not a curated record